AUGUCACCACCUGCACUUGGGUUCAUUGGUCUGGGUGUCAUGGGGUAUCCCAUGGCCCUGAACCUGCUGAAUAAACUUGAAACGGGAACAAGACUGCAUGUGUACGAUGUGUCUAGCCAAAUUCUGGACAAGUCCAAAUCGGAAGCUCCCAACCUAGUCUCCAUUUGCUUAAGUGCGCGUGACGUUGCAGAAAGAUCGGCCGUUUGGAAGAAAUCCACUAUGGCAUCCUUCUACGACGCUCCUGUCUCUGGAGGCUCUCUUGGGGCAGCCGCUGGGACCUUAACGUUUAUGCUAGGUUGCAAUGAAGACGAUCCAAAGCUGCCACUGUUGAAAGAGCUGCUAGGCGCCAUGGGGUCGUCUAUCUUCCCCUGUGGCGGAUUUUCCCUUGGUUUGACGGCAAAGCUCUGCAAUAACUAUUGUUCCGGCCUUAUUGCCAUUGCCACAGCUGAAGCAUUGAAUAUCGGUAUCAAGUCGGGAAUGGACCCAUCGCUGCUAGCUAGGAUCUUCACGACAAGCACGGCACAGAGCACGAUCAAGGACAAAUGGAACCCUGUGCCAGGAGUUUGCCCAAACGCUCCGGCUAGCAGGGACUAUCAGGGUGGGUUCAAAGUGCAGUUGAUGAAAAGGAUUUCAGCCUUGCUGUUGAGGCAGCCAAAAGGGUUGGUGCUCAGCUGCAUCUUGGGGAGACUGGGCUGGCUGUGUAUCACGAGGCGAGCGAGGAUGUGA
This is a messenger RNA of Penicillium egyptiacum, 726 nucleotides long. The record is from the annotation of a GenBank genome assembly. NCBI's taxonomy places the organism in Eukaryota, Fungi, Ascomycota, Eurotiomycetes, Eurotiales, Aspergillaceae.